This is a messenger RNA of Chara braunii, 3786 nucleotides long. The record is from the annotation of a GenBank genome assembly. NCBI's taxonomy places the organism in Eukaryota, Viridiplantae, Streptophyta, Charophyceae, Charales, Characeae.
GUCACCGAGGAACAAGAAGUUUAUUACGAACGGGAUCGAGAGCUGAUAUGGCAGAUGCGAGAGAGAGCGGAGAAUGGGCCAUGCCGUAUCAAUCCCGAGACAGAAAAGACGUUGAUUGUAGGGGAACCUGGUUUCCUUACUGCGCAGGAGGAGAAACUUGUGGUAGAGACCAUAAGAGGAAGGCAUGCUGCAUAUGCCUUCAGUGAUGAUGAGAGAGGCCGACUGGACGUGGAUAUUAUCCCAAUGAUUAUGAUACAUACCGUACCCCAUGAACCAUGGAACUUGCGAGGUGCGCGGUAUUCUAAUCCCGUUGACGAAGAGAAGGUGGUCAACUACCUUGAUGGGAAGAUCCGCACUCAUGUGGCAGAUUACUCGAGCGGACCCUAUGCGUCCCCAUGGUUUUGUUUUGUCAAACCCAAUGGGACACUUAGGUGGGUACAGGAUUUACAGCGCCUGAAUGCUGUGACGGUGAGGGACGCAGGUGGUCUCCCCAACGCUGAUGCGCUUUCGGAGGCAUGCGCUGGAAGGAUCAUCAUAUCCCUCAUUGACUUGUAUUCAGGCUACGAUCAGUUCCCUGUAUACCCGUCGGACCGGUCUGUGACAGUCAUGCAUACCCCUCGAGGGCUGAUCCACAUGAACUUCGCACUGCAGGGGUGGACGAAUGCGGUCGCUAUGGUUCAGCGGCACAUGGUGAGGGCGAUGCAGCCCAUAAGUCCUCACGUCACGCAGCCCUACAUUGAUGAUCAGGCCGUGAAAGGGCCCAAGGAGAAGGAUGAGCAGAAGGUGAUGCCAGGAAUCAGGCGCUUUGUGUGGGAUCAUGUGCAAGACUUGUGCAAGGUCCUGGAUCUCUUGAAGGAGCAUAACCUCACUGCCAGUGGACCAAAAUCGAGGCACUGCAUGAGUGGUGCCACUAUCUUAGGAUUUGUGUGCGACGAGAGGGGUCGUCGGCCAGAUACUAAGAAGACUAACAAGAUUCUCGAAUGGCCAACACCGUUCCAGACUAUCACGGAGGUGAGAAGUUUUAUGGGCACGUGUGGGUUUUGGAGGAUCUUUAUUAAGGGGUUUGCGGCAAAGACGGAACAAUUACGAAAGCUCGUGCGUCAAGGACAAGACUGGGAGUGGGGAGACAGACAAGAGUCGGUGAUAAAAGACCUGAAGAAGGAGUUUGAGGAAGGAGGUCAAGUACUGGGGGUUCCGGACCAUGCGGCGAUGAUGACCAGGCCGUUCAUCGUAGAGACAGACGCAGGGCCACAUGCGCUGGGAGGUGUGUUAAUCCAGCGAGAUCCCAAUGGGGAGGAACGACCACUAAGGUUUGAGAGUCGGACGCUCAAUACGUCUGAAAGGAACUACUCUCAGUUCAAGCGUAAAACCUUGGCGGUCCUUCACUGUUUGAGGAUCUUCAGAAACUACUUCUUUGGCAAUAGGUUCGUAUUAAGGGUGGACGCUACGACUCUGGCUGGUUCUCUCAAGCACUUCGCUCCGUCAGAUCCAACUAUCGCCAGAUGGCUGACGUACAUCUGGAUGUUUGACUUCGAGUUGGAGCGAAUUCCUGGGACCAAGAAUAGGGCAGACGGGCUGAGCCGAGUCGACUGGGACAAGAACCGUCAAGGAGUGAUCGAGGACACUCCACAAGUCGACGGGUUCUUGGACAGUGAGGAGGAUGUGAGACUUCAUAUCAACUCCUGGGCAUUGGCCGUGGGUCGGAUGAUGGAGCUGACCUUAGCAGGCAAGUACGAGCUGCAGGAAGACCCGCUUACAAUUGAAAAUGGGGCGCUACAAGUGGGUAAGCACGAGAAGAUGAUAGGUGGGGUGUACCUGCUGGCAAAUGCGCUGCUUCAGGAAGAGAUGGUCAGAAAUACGGUACUAGACCAGGAAGAGGAGAUAGAGCCGGGAGGAGGUGACAACGUGAUCCACGAGAGAGAAGAUGAUGGCUUUGAGGAAGGUGAGAUUAAAGAAGCAUUUCGAGAAGAGGAAUACGAGGGAGUAUACCUUGAACUCGGCAUGCUUCUUUCGUGCGAGAUGAGAGAAAGGGAUGCCUGCGCGCGGAUUCUGAAGAUGAGGCCAAGUUCCUGGCAUGCGAUGUUUCCCAUUGAAAGCUUCCUGAAAACCUGGAGGCGACAGGACCUCGAGACUGAUCUGACCUUUGAGGAACUGCUGGAUUUGAGGGCACGACAGAUCGGCGCUAUUGAGGACAGGAUUGAGGAGGCAGCAAGUAGAACCGCGGACAGCCGUACCAAGGACAAUUUCCGGUGGGACAAGAUGGCGAGGGUAAGAAAGGAGCUUCUCAAGGUGGGAGACGUAGUGCUGUUGUAUGACUCGUCCCUGGAAAAGCAGUGGUCGCGGAAGUUGGAGUGGUUGGGGCCUUACAGGGUCACCAAAUGUGGUGAACAUGGUGCCUACCAAAUCGAAGAGCUGAAUGGGACGGCAUGGAAGGACUGGGUGUCUGGCUCAAGGCUAAAGAAGUUCGUGGCUCGAGACCAGAUGAGGACCAGGAGAGAGGACAGACCUCCAGUCUUCCAGGGAGGGAACAUUGAGCUGUUCCUAAUGGAGUUCGAGCGGCAUGCGAGAGAGUUUGGAUGGGACAACACCAGGAUGUUGGGAGAGGUGCGAGGCACAGGCGAGUGGGCGGACCCUAUUGCUAAACUGGUCAGAGAGUCGCUGAGCUGGCAAGACUUUGGAUGGAGGAUGGAGGGUUUGCAUCCGUCAUCACUGGGAAGGGAUGGACAGCCUAUUCGAUUCGACUCCACUAAUCUGGGGGAGUUCUUAUGGGCUUAUGAUCGAUAUGUGGAUGAACUCUGUAUCCCGGGAGAGCAGAGAGUGGGGAGCUUCCUGUUGUUUGUGAGACACCAUAUCAGACCCUUCGUACGAUCCAUGGUAGCAUCUGCCAUAAACUGCGGGCACUGCAAGAAGCUGCUAUGGAACUAUUAUACUCCAGCUCGUCAGGCAAGUGAGAGGAGAGGUGUGGAAAAAAGGAGAAGGGAACCUGAGACAGAGGCAAGGGGAACCUUUGAGCAGGGCGCGUCACCAGGGGCUCAGAGGGAGGAAAAGAGGAAGGAACACAAGUCCCACCAACAUGAGAGAGCAGAGGGGUCCGAUGGUUCAAAUGCACCUCCACAACCUGCUCAGAGGGAGAUGGAUGGCCCCAUGCCUGACGCAGAGCCAGACAUCCCUCACGAACCGCAUACACAAGAGCAAAGAGAGGUUCAGUCUGCUGAGGAGAAGGAGUUGGACAGGAAAGAGAGAGCAGCAAGGGAGCAAGAGAUUAGGACCCGGCUCAGGAUGAAGAACCUUGCAGAGUUGCAUGAGAGGAUGCAACAAGGGAAAGGGUCUGAGGAGGUGAAGGACAAAAAAGGAAAGGGUACCUGCACUCAAGAGGAGGACCCUCCUCUUUUCUCUGAGGUCUGGAUGGGCUUCGAUAAGUUGAUGGACGCCACAGAAAGAUCAGGGGGACAACAUCAGGAGAUGGGGGUUAACUUGGUCUCUACAGACCUACUCAACCUGAAGGGCGUGAUAAGAGAACGCUUCGCGGCAGCCAGGGCAUCAGAUCAGAAGAUUGGGCACAGACUGACGAAGGUGGCACAGAAGGCAUAUAGCCAGAGAGUGGACUGGAAAAGAGUAGCUGAGGACCUGAAGAAGGAGCUGGAAAGACAGGGCAAAGAGUUGGAGGCAGUAAAGGCAGACAUGGAAAAGGUCUCAGCAGAGAAUUAGGCCGUCAGACAAGUCAACCAGACCCUUAACAAGGUCACUGACGCCCUGAGGGCCUAUUUGUGUGCACAACUGACCUUC